Molecule: messenger RNA, 2352 nt
Organism: Arthroderma uncinatum
Lineage: Eukaryota; Fungi; Ascomycota; Eurotiomycetes; Onygenales; Arthrodermataceae
Exons: 1
Coding region: 1-2352 (783 amino acids)
Source: RefSeq, a predicted model, not a curated record
AUGACACACAGAUCGGUCUCUGACCCCGUAAGGGAGACGGCUACUCCCCGGCUGGCCGUUGAAACCGAAAAGUACUCUCCCUACGACCACGAUGAAGAGUCUGGCUCCCACUCGGAUUUCUCCUACUCCACUCCCGCCUCCGAAUCCUCCAGACCCUUUCUCGCGCAAGCCAAAUACAGGCGGAAACCGAGAGUGCAGCUCUACAGAGUCCCCAAUUCCAUCAUGAGAUGGGUCUGUCUGGGCGUGUUUGCGGGGUUGCUACUGUUCGUCUUCACCUUGUUCAGGGUCACUCUCUCCCAGGCCAUAUUUAAGAUUCCAGCCACCCCGCCGCCAAACAUAUUCAAGCCAACGCCGCCGGAGUGGGAGAAUUUCUCGUUCCUGGAACGCUAUUAUGGCGGACUCAGAACUCUGAUGCCUCGGAACGAGACUGUUCCUGAAUACCCGGGAGAGAGUCGCGGGGAGCCUACGUCCACCGCGGACGAGCCCGUUGACCCGGAGAGAGUUGUUCAGAGUUCACCGUUCAACCCUUAUCCGGAGUAUACGUCCAAAGCGUAUGUCGACAAGUAUGGGAAGAAAGUGGACUGCUUUGUGGAUGCCAAUAGGAAAGUCUCCAUCCCUCAGCUUCGUCGACAUGAUGGAGUUCCCAGGGGGUUUCCGGAUAGCGUCAUGGGGUCUAAUGAGAUGAUUGGACUCGAUACGAGUGUAUGCUAUGAUAGAUUUGGUAGACUCGGCCCCUACGGAUUGGGGUACGGGGUUAGAACUGGUGGUAGCGGAGCGGGGCUGGAGGGUGACCGAUCUGGGGUAGACCAGAUGUGGGAACACGCCUCCCCUGUUGACUAUCGAAAAGUCAACUGGGCCAAGGCGCAGGAUCAGUGUCGAUUUGAUAACCGCCAUCGAUUCCCGGCUCCCCGACCUCCCAAGUCAGACAGAUUCCAGGGUUUGCCGGUUGGGGCUCAAGCUCCUCGAGCUGCAGAGAAUGAUGCACCGCAGAACACUACACCUGCUCCUACCGAGAAACUCCCUCGGACUGCCGUUAUAAUUCGAACCUGGUCGAGCUUCCGUUACGAUACAGAGGCUAUCUUAUACUUGCGCUCACUCAUCUCCGAACUCUCGCUGUUCUCAGGAGGAGAGUAUGAUGUGCGAUUCUUAAUUCACGUCAAGGACGACAACUUGCAAAUUUGGUCAGAUGAAGAAACCUAUAACCGUGUCCUGCGAGAGUCACUUCCCGAGGAGUUCCAUGGCAUGGGCACCUUGUGGUCUGAACGACAGAUGGGGCUCAUAUACGGUGGUCUUGAAGAGACGUUUGCCAGAGAUCUUCCUGUCCACGGUGUAUACCGUAGUACUUUCAUGCCUAUUCAAUAUUUUGCGCAUCAACAUCCCGAAUAUGACUAUCUCUGGAACUGGGAGAUGGACGCUCGCUACACCGGACACUGGUAUGACCUGUUUAACAAGAUGGGAUUAUGGGCGAAGAAACAGCCUAGAAAGGGCCUGUGGGAACGGAACAGUCGUUUCUACGUUCCUUCUGUUCAUGGAUCUUGGGAAGAUUUUAGGCAUACCGUUCGAGUGCAGACUGAGCACGGAACGGCUAGUCCGAAUAACAUGUUUAGCCCUCCAUCCAAGGACAGGCCAAACGGUCACCGUCCAGCAACGAUGCAGGGUGAUAGACCUAUUUGGGGGCCCGAGCGACCGCCCGCGCAAGACGAUAUACUAGAGUUAGAAGGCGACGGUAUCCCACCGACUACAUACGAAAAGGAUAAAUUUCAAUGGGGCGUUGGUGAAGAGGCUGAUCUUAUUGUUUUGAACCCUCUAUACGAUCCCGAAGGCACUACAUGGUUACUAAAGGAUGAUAUAACGGGCUAUAACAAGACGGAAGAAGCACCACCCCGACGAGCAGCUAUCAUCGCUGCAUCACGUCUAUCUCGCAAACUCCUAAUGACAAUGCACAAAGAAACAAGCCUAAAACGGCACCACAUGUUUUCUGAAAUGUGGCCUCCUACCGUCGCCCUUCACCACGGCUACAAGGCCGUUUACGUUCCUCAUUCAGUUUACAUUGAUCGCCGAUGGCCAACCACCUAUCUCGAAUCGGUGUUCAAUGCGGGCCGAAACGGCGCAACGGGCGGCGCUAGAACGUCAGUUUUUGGUAGUCGCGAACACAACUUCCGAGGUACGACGUGGUUUUACUCCGCGGGUCAUCCAGAGAAUCUCUGGCGACGGUGGUUGGGCUAUCGAUCUAAUAAUGAUGGAGGGGAAGAAUAUGAGCUUGCUAAUGAAGGGAGGAUGUGUUUGCCGCCUAUGCUCUUACAUCCUAUCAAGGAUAUUAAUAUGGUGAUUGAUAGCGCGGGGAGAUCAUGA